Molecule: messenger RNA, 2859 nt
Organism: Pelodiscus sinensis (Chinese soft-shelled turtle)
Lineage: Eukaryota; Metazoa; Chordata; Testudines; Trionychidae
Source: RefSeq, a predicted model, not a curated record
AAGUGUUUUAACUUGAAAAUCUCUAACUUUUAGAGAAACACAUUUCCAUUCAAAGAGAGCUUGCUGAUCUAGCAAAACUAGCUGACCUGAGUGAAGGUGAUUUUACCGCUGUACCCCAGAACACAGAUCAACAUGUUGCAGCUGGAAAGAAACCUUGUCCGCUGUGUCCUGAAGAGAAAUUCAAAGCUUGCUAUAGUCAUAAGCUCCAUCGCCACCUUCAAAAUUUGCAUUGGAAAGUCUCUGUUGAAUUUGAAGGAUACAGAAUGUGCAUCUGCCACUUACCUUGUCGCCCAGUGAAACCAAAUCUCAUUGGAGACCAGAGCUCUACAAAGAUGGGAGCCCAUUAUCACUGCAUCAUUUGUUCCGCAACCAUCACACGAAGGACGGACAUGAUAGGGCAUAUUAAGCGCCAUGUGAAUAAAGGAGAAACUGAGUCAAGAUAUACUGCAGCCCCUGCUCCUAAGUCUUCUCAUGAAGUGCUGAAAGAAGCAGACACGGAUGUACAAGUUCUUCCAAACUACUCCACACCUCAGAAAUCAGAUUCUUAUUUUAAUCCCAAAAUGAAACUCAACAGGCAAUUGAUAUUUUGUGCAUUAGCUGUUUUGGCUGAAGAACGGAACCCUUUAGAAUGUUUGGAUGCAUUUGGGGCCACUGGUAUAAUGGGAUUACAGUGGGCAAAGCACCUUGGAAAUUCUGUGAAAGUUACAAUUAAUGAUUUUAAUGAAAAUUCUGUGACAAUGAUUCAGGAAAACUGCCAUUUAAACAAGAUGAAGGUGGUGAUGAACACUAAGGAAGAGGACGACUGUGAGGAAACUAUGGACGAAGGAGAGGAAAAUGUAGGCAUCAUUGAAGUGACAAAAAUGGAUGCUAAUGUCAUAAUGCACUUGAGAUCCUUUGAUUUUAUACACUUGGACCCAUUUGGAACAGCUGUGAACUACCUGGAUUCUGCAUUCAGAAAUGUAAGAAAUCUUGGAAUAGUAUCGGUGACAUCCACAGACAUCAGUUCUCUGUAUGCAAAAGCUCAGCAUGUGGCCCAGCGCCACUAUGGCUGUAACGUUGUCAGAACGGAGUACUACAAGGAAUUGGCAGCUAGAAUAGUAGUUGCUGCUGUGGCAAGAGCUGCAGCUCGAUGUAAUAAAGGCAUUGACGUUUUGCUAGCAGUUGCUCUAGAACACUUUGUCCUAGUAGUGGUGAGAGUUUUGAGGGGACCAUCUCCCGCAGAUGAUUCUGUCAAGAAAAUUCGGUAUCUUAUCCAUUGCCAGUGGUGUGAGGAAAGGAUUUUUCAGGAGGGUAAUAUGAUAGAAGAAAAUCCUUACCGGCAACUAUCUUGUGACUGCCAUGGAAGUAUGCCUGGGAAGACAGCAGUAGAGCUUGGUCCUUUGUGGUCAGGGUCCCUUUUCAACACUGGAUUCCUCAGAAGAAUGCUGUUUGAAGCUGUUCAGCAUGGCUUGGAUGAGAUUCAGCCACUUCUAAAGACACUAAUCUGUGAAGCAGAGUGUACAACUCUAAAGCAGUUUUCAAUCCAUGGUCCUGCCAGCCAGAACAAACAAGAAGAAUGUGGGGUCUUUAUUAAAACACCAGAUACUGCAGCUGACUACUAUGUGGUACAAGGUAAAAGGAAAAGUAAUGAAAUGAGUAGAAACAUCGCAAAAAGACAGAAGUCUGAAAGCAACGCUGAGCAUCCUGCAUUUUACUAUAAUAUCCAUAGACAUAGCAUCAAAGGAAUGAACAUGCCAAAGUUAAACAAGUUCUUACAGUAUCUCUCCCAAGCUGGCUAUAGAGUAAGCCGAACCCAUUUUGAUCCCAUGGGAGUUCGCACAAAUGCACCUUUGGCCCAGUUUAAAUCUAUCCUUGUGAAGUACAGCACUCCCACCUACAUUGGGGGGCAGGCAGAAGGCCCUGUGCAGUCCACUGAAGAUGCCCAGGCAGCAGACAAUAUCCACACUGCUGCCGCCGAGGACAAGGCAGGAGACAUGGAGUUCACAGAAGCUAGUGAAUCAGAAGCCACACUCUUGUUCACAAAAGACAGCUAUCAUGAUAACUUCACUGCUGCUGAAUGUAAAUAGUGUGUUAAUUUGAGAGUUACAACUAAGCCCUACUCAUGUAAACCAAUCUACAGAACUGGCUUUGAAAGCUUGGGCUGCCAGUAUAGUUUUAAUGUGUGGGAAACAUUUCAUAAUUACACCAGAAGAACUUGUAAUUGAUCAGUGUAUGUGGUCAAGUUACUAUUAAUGGGGGAAAACUGUAGUGUUAUUGACUUUUAUGCUCUUGUCUUUCUUUUAAACACUGGCAUUUUGUGACUGUCCGAUUUUCAAAGAGCCUUAUCAAAGUGCUAGUACAGUUUCCAGUACGGUGGAUAAGCAAUGGGGCCAAAAGGCUUAAGCAUCUCUGUAAAUGUGGCUAGUGCACAAUCUAUUAAAUGAGCCAUCAGGCUUGGAGCUUGACUGAUUAGAAUUUAGCAAUAGGUCAAAAUUGUAAGACACCAAAAUGUACUAUAAAAUGAGGUAUUCAAUUUAAGCAAGCCAGAACAUUUUAAAUAGGUAUAAUUUUAUACCUUAUGUAGCAAAUAAUGUUACAUACAAGAUCUAAAGGCAAGUGGAGUGGGAAUGAAAUUAAAACUUUUUACUGUUUGAAUUUUAUAAGUAGCUACUUUGCAGAAGAUAAUACUUACCUGCAAGCUAUCACCAAGAGAGGACUGAGUGGCAAAGAGUUAAUUCACCAGGAUUUAACUUGUGGGCCCUACAUCUUUCACAGGUAGUAUUUGAUGAAUAAGUCAAUAUGUGUCAUCUAUAGCUAUCUGAUUCAACCUGCUUGUGAGUUUCCUUUUACAAGUCUGAUUAAAUUUUUACAUAAAUCUUC